UCGGCACCGGGCUGGGAUCGGGACCAGGACUGGGAUCGGGACCGGGCUGAGAUCGGGACCAGGCUGGGAUCGGGACCAGGACUGGGAUCGGCACCGGGCUGAGAUCGGGACCAGGACUGCAGCUGGGACCGGCACCGGGAGCGGAACUGGGACCAGAGUGGAGCUGGGAUUGGGAUUGGGAUUGGAGCUGGAAUCAGGACCGGGACACAUCUGGAAUCGGAACCAGAGCUGGGAUUGGGACCGAGUUUGGAGCUGGUGUUGGGACCGGAGCUGGGAUCGUGACUGUGACCAGGACCAGAGCUGGGCCCGGGAUUGGAGCUGGGAUCGGAGCCGGGAGUGGAUCGGGACCGGGCCCGGGUCUGUGCCCGCCGGGGAGCGAUGGCAGCAGCCGAGGGGAAUAAACUUUGGGGUGGAAGAUUCAGUGGAAGCACAGAUCCUAUCAUGGAGAUGCUCAAUGCUUCCAUUAGCUACGACCAGAGGCUGGCUGAGGUGGAUAUCCAGGGGAGCAGGGCUUAUGCCAAAGCCUUGGAGAAGUCUGGAAUCCUAUCUAAAACUGAGCUGGAGAAGAUCCUGGGUGGCCUGGAAAAGAUCUCUGAGGAAUGGUCCAAAGGAGUCUUUGGUGUGAUCCAGACUGAUGAGGAUAUCCACACUGCCAACGAGCGCAGGCUGAAGGAGCUGAUUGGAGACGUAGCUGGGAAGCUGCACACUGGCAGAAGCAGGAAUGAUCAGGUUGUGACUGACCUGAAGCUGUUCCUGAAGAAUUCCCUCUCCAUCAUCUCCACACACCUCCUGCAGCUCAUUGAGACCCUGGUGGAACGUGCUGCCAUAGAAAUCGAUGUGAUCCUGCCUGGCUACACCCACCUGCAGAAAGCUCAGCCCAUCCGAUGGAGCCAGUUCUUGCUCAGCCAUGCUGUUGCUCUGACCCGGGAUUCUGAGCGCCUGGGAGAGGUGAAGAGGAGGAUCAAUGUCUUGCCUCUGGGAAGUGGAGCUCUGGCUGGAAACCCCCUGGGAAUCGACAGAGAGCUGCUGUGCAGUGAGCUGGACUUUGCUUCCAUCAGCCUGAACAGCAUGGAUGCUGUCAGCGAGAGGGACUUUGUGGUGGAAUUCCUGUCAGUUGCCACCCUGCUGAUGAUCCACCUCAGCAAGAUGGCUGAGGAUCUCAUCAUCUACAGCACCAGCGAGUUCGGCUUCCUCACCCUCUCUGAUGCCUACAGCACUGGCAGCAGCCUGAUGCCUCAGAAGAAGAAUCCCGACAGUCUGGAGCUGAUCCGCAGCAAAGCCGGGCGAGUGUUCGGCCGGCUGGCUGCAGUUCUCAUGGUCCUCAAAGGACUCCCCAGCACCUACAACAAGGACCUGCAGGAGGACAAGGAGGCCGUCUUUGAUGUCGUAGACACCCUGAAUGCUGUGCUCCAGGUUGCCACUGGAGUGAUUUCCACCCUCCAGAUCAGCAAGGAGAACAUGGAGAGGGCACUGAGCCCGGAGAUGUUGGCCACUGACCUGGCUCUCUACCUGGUUCGGAAGGGAAUGCCCUUCAGACAAGCCCACGCGGCCUCAGGCAAAGCCGUCCAGCUGGCCGAGACCAAAGGCAUCACCAUCAACAACCUCAGCCUGGAGGAGCUGCAGAACAUCAGCCCCCUGUUUGGCAGCGACGUGGCGCAGGUGUUCAGCGUGGUGAGCAGCGUGGAGCAGUACACGGCCGCGGGCGGCACCGCCAAGAGCAGCGUGUCCGCCCAGAUCGAGCAGCUGAGGGAGCUGCUCAAGAGGCUCAAGGAACAGGCUUAGAGUGUGGGGAGAGAUCCCCACCCCUCGGUCUGUGUUGGAGUCUGAAACACAAAGUGUGUGCCCUUGUCUCUGAUGCCUGGCUCUGAGAUCCAGGAGAACACUGAAUUUCAUAGAAGGUGAAAUUUAUAGGCAUGUUUUCGUGGUGUUACAUGAAAACAAUCAUUACAUUUAAAUAAAAAAGCUUAAAGUGUGAGUGUGUAAAUUAGAAAGUUUUCUUAGGUCACUAGGUGAAAGAGUUAAACUAGUUUAAAAAAAUAGAAGACAAGAUAGAGAAUUUAAAGUGUUGUCUCUUUUUCUUCUUCUUUCUUCUUCAUUUUCUUCUUCUAGAAGUUUUUGAGUAAUAAUGAGUGAUUAGAUAGAAAAUGCCGCAGUGCAGCACACAAGUGAUGGGUCAUUGAGUCAUUAAGAAAAAUAAUAUACGUGUCUGUUGUUAAUUAGAUACAAAUAAAUAUAAAAAUAAAAGAACUGCAUAGUUUGAGGCCAUUUUGUGCCUUGAGAGCUAAAGUGAGCCAAAAGGCAAAAUGAAUUAAACUUGUGCAAAAAAAGUCUAGAAAAGCCUGCCAAGUUUUGUAAUAACA
This is a messenger RNA of Pseudopodoces humilis (Tibetan ground-tit), 2360 nucleotides long. RefSeq names its product argininosuccinate lyase. Gene Ontology annotation, molecular function: argininosuccinate lyase activity. Gene Ontology annotation, cellular component: cytosol. NCBI's taxonomy places the organism in Eukaryota, Metazoa, Chordata, Aves, Passeriformes, Paridae. The record is from RefSeq and is a predicted model, not a curated record.